UUCUACUUAAAGCCUUAAAGCCUAAAGGUAUGAAUCAACUACUCCUCCUCAAUUUUGAACCUUAAUUAAAAACCCUAAUCCCACAUUUCUUCUAAUCCCACCCCCAAAAAAUGGAAGAAAUCGAGCACAAAUCCCUAACCCUCAACGGGCUGAACAUGCACGUGGCGGAAGCGGGCCAGGGCCCGACCAUCCUCUUCCUCCACGGCUUCCCGGAAUGCUGGUACACGUGGCGCCACCAGCUGCCCUUCUUCGCCGCCCUCGGCUACCGCGCCGUGGCCCCCGACCUCCGCGGCUACGCCGACACCACCGGCGCGCCGGCCAGCGACCCCGCCGAGUUCACCACGCUGCACGUGGUCGGCGACCUGGUGGCGCUCAUCGACGCGGUGGCGCCGCCGGGGGAGAAGGUGUUCGUCGUGGGCCACGAUUGGGGCGCGAUUAUCGCCUGGGCCCUCUGCCUGUACCGGCCCGAUAAGGUCCGGGCCUUGGUCAACAUGAGCGUCGCUUUCAGCCGCCGAAACCCGGUUAAGAAGCCCAUUGAGACGCUGCGCAGCUUUUAUGGAGAUGAUUAUUAUAUUAUCAGAUUUCAGGAACCAGGGCAGAUUGAACAUGAAUUUGCCCAAAUAGGAACAAAAAAUGUCUUGAAAAACAUCCUAACAUACCGAAAACCGGAGCCACUUCACCUUCCUAAGGGCAAGGCGUUCCCGGAUGCUCCGAUCACUUUACCCGCAUGGCUCUCCGAGGAAGAUGUUGAUUACUAUGCUAGCAAAUACGACGCUGCCGGCUUCACCGGAGCUCUGAACUACUACCGAGCCCUCGACAUAAAUUGGGAGCUAACGGCGCCAUGGAGGGGAGCGAAAAUCCAAGUGCCGGUGAAAUUCCUGGUCGGAGAUCUUGACCUGACCUACCAUGCUCCGGGCGCCAAGGACUACAUUAACAAAGGGGGGUUGAAGCAGGAUUGCCCUUUGUUGAAGGAGGUUGUGGUGAUGGAAGGUGUUGGCCAUUUUCUCCAUGAAGAGAAGUGUGAUGAAGUUAAUCAACAUAUUCUUUCCUUCUUCAAGGCCUUAUCAUCUUCUUCCUUCUGCUCUGCAUUGUGAGGGUCUCUUUGUGUGGAUAUAUGUUGUGUGUAAAAUUCUACUAGUAUGUGACUUUUAAUUAAGUUUUAUGUGUGCAUAUGUUGUGUACGUGUGGAGAAAAGGGGUGAGAUUUUAAUAAAUUAUGUUAUCUUGAGGACC
Messenger RNA from Salvia hispanica, 1232 nucleotides. RefSeq names its product epoxide hydrolase 1-like. Gene Ontology annotation, molecular function: catalytic activity. The record is from RefSeq and is a predicted model, not a curated record. NCBI's taxonomy places the organism in Eukaryota, Viridiplantae, Streptophyta, Magnoliopsida, Lamiales, Lamiaceae.